Messenger RNA from Pygoscelis adeliae (Adelie penguin), 855 nucleotides. It is a transcript of the gene HAPLN3, whose product is annotated as hyaluronan and proteoglycan link protein 3. The transcript has 5 exons. Lineage: Eukaryota; Metazoa; Chordata; Aves; Sphenisciformes; Spheniscidae. The record is from RefSeq and is a predicted model, not a curated record. Gene Ontology annotation, biological process: cell adhesion. The coding region runs from base 1 to 855 and encodes 284 amino acids. Gene Ontology annotation, molecular function: hyaluronic acid binding.
AUGGUGAGAGCAGCUGGUUGCACGCUCUGGACCCCAGAGACCAUCACCGUACCCUGUAUCGGACCCUGCCGGGGCCCAGGCUCGGGUUUUGGCCUCCCUCCCCGGCCAUGCUGCUGCUCCCGCUCCCACCACCCCUUCUACAACGGCUUCUACUACUACCACAUCAUGAACGACAAGGGCAAGGGGCAGGAGAAAGUGGUUUACUUCAACGGGGCCAAGCUGGUGGUGGAGACAUCCAAAGACCCCAUCUACAGCUCCAGUGGUGCCAAUGUCACCCUGCCAUGCCACUACCAUUACGAGCCCGACCUGGAGGCCAAGCGCAAGAUCCGCAUCAAGUGGUCCAAGCUGCGGGACGACUACACCAAGGAGCAGGACGUGCUGGUGGCCAUCGGCAAGACCUACAUGGCCUUCGGGGACUUCCAGGGCCGUGCUCACCUCCGCCAGGCCGGCCGGCGCAAGGCCUCGCUGGUCAUCAGUGAUGUGCGCUUGCAGGAUGAUGGCAAAUACCGCUGCGAGGUCAUCGAUGGGCUGGAGGAUGAGAGCGACGUGGUGGACCUCCGGCUGCAAGGCAUCGUGUUCCCCUACCAGCCUCCCCGCGGGCAGUACAGGCUCAACUUCCAUGAAGCCGAGCGAGUGUGCCAGGAGCAAGGCGCCGUCCUCGCCACCUUCAACCAGCUCUUCCAGGCCUGGAGCGAGGGGCUGGACUGGUGCAACGCGCGCUGGCGGCCGGACGCCGGCGUCCGCUACCCCAUCACUAAGCCCCGGGCCAACUGCGGCCCCGCAGAGCCUGGUGUCCGCAGCUUCGGCUUCCCCAGCAAGGGCAGGUUUGGGGUCUUCUGCUACAAGGAGAGAUAA